UGAGCAGUCACUGUAGCUACAGCAGGGGUGAGCCAGACAGGGCAGCCAGGCUGGGUCACCGUGGUGGAGGGACAUGGCAGCUUCACAAAAUGGGCAACACAGAGGGGACAGGCAAGGACAAGACUGGACAAGACAGGAUGGGACAGACUGCUGCUAGUACCUCCAGUGCAGAUCCCACAUCUCCCCAUAUGUUGAAGCUGCAACACUCUACACACCCCUAAGAAGGGGUUCACUUUGCUGGUUGUGUUUCUGCAGGGGAUGAGUGAGGAGCAGCUCCCUGCAUCUCCCCACUGCCCCACCGCACGGCAGGACACCAAUGCCUCAGCGUCUGUGUACCCGCAGUACUGGGUGGAGCCCCGGUUCACCCAAGCAGCGAAGGUCCGUGUGAUCAUCACAGCCAUCUUCUUCCUGCUGGCAGCGGGCAGCAACGCGGCGGUGCUGGGCAGCCUGCUGAGGAAGAGGAGGAAAUCCCAUGUGCAGCCGCUGAUCCUCAGCCUGGCACUGGCCGACCUGCUGGUGACAGUGAUGGUGAUGCCCCUGGAUGCAGCAUGGAAUGUGACAGUGCAGUGGUACGGAGGGGACAUCUCCUGCAAGAUCCUCAACUUUCUCAAGCUCUUUGCUAUGUACGCGGCUGCCCUGGUACUGGUGGUCAUCAGCCUGGACCGGCACGCAGCCAUCCUCCAUCCUUUCUCCCGUGCCCACCGCCGCAAUGGGAUGCUGCUCCGUGCUGCCUGGGCUGGCAGCGUGCUCCUGGCUUUGCCCCAGCUUUUCCUCUUCCACCUGAACACAAUUCCAGGAGGGAAUUUCACCCAGUGUGUUACUCAUGGAAGCUUCCGAGCACACUGGGAAGAAACUGUCUACAACAUGUUCACCUUCACCACCCUCUACAUCACCCCCCUGAGUGUCAUGAUCGUUUGCUACAUCCGGAUCCUUUGGGAGAUCAGUAAGCAGCUAAAGGUCAAUAAAGGUUUGACAAGAAAUCAAAACGACCACAUCUCCAAGGCACGCAUGAAGACUCUCAAGAUGACCAUAGUGAUCGUUGCCACCUUCAUCAUCUGCUGGACCCCUUACUAUCUCCUGGGCUUGUGGUACUGGUUCCAGCCAGCCAUGAUCCAGAAGAUGCCAGAGUAUGUCAACCACAGCUUCUUCCUCUUUGGCUUGCUGCACACCUGCACUGACCCUAUCAUUUAUGGACUGUACACCCCCUCCUUUCGGGAGGAUGUGCAGUUGUGUCUCAGGGGCAUUGAAACAGCCAUCACCAGGCAAAAGAGACACAAACCCAUCACAGCCUCAGAGAAGAACAUCAAGGAUGGUGCUGCAAAUGGUGGGGUGGCAUCAGGGGGCUCCAACGGGACAACUGUCAGCGCGGUCUGAUGAAGAGACGUACCCACAAGGGGAUGGCAGGCACAGCUUUGGGGCUGUUUUGUCCUGUAGGACCAUUUUGGAGGCUGUCAUGAUGAGGUUCCCUACUCAGCUUUGGUGGGUGAGGGUCUCUGGCCAGAAACUGAGAAUGUGUCUCCUGCCUGUACUCAGGGUGAAAAAAUUUGGGGGUAUUUAUGGUCAUUCUGCUGUAUUCUGGCAGCACCGUGACAACUAGAAAAAUAUCCUGUUUGUACCUGACACAUGCUCCAGCCCUGAUCCUGUGAUCAAGCUUCUCCACACUUCCAGCAUCAAUCCCUGGGAGGAAGUUUACCAUCUCCACUAUGGUUCAUGGUCAUGUCUCUGGAGUGGCUGGUUUCCAAGUGCCCUUUGCACCUACACCCAGCUGUAGAGCUGCAUGGAUGGUGUCACCCUGAGCCUGCAAAGGUGUGAUCACAGGCUUUUACU
Molecule: messenger RNA, 1827 nt
Organism: Prinia subflava (tawny-flanked prinia)
Lineage: Eukaryota; Metazoa; Chordata; Aves; Passeriformes; Cisticolidae
Product: gonadotropin-releasing hormone II receptor-like
Exons: 3
Coding region: 259-1374 (371 amino acids)
Biological process (GO): G protein-coupled receptor signaling pathway; cellular response to hormone stimulus
Cellular component (GO): plasma membrane
Molecular function (GO): G protein-coupled receptor activity; protein-hormone receptor activity; peptide binding
Source: RefSeq, a predicted model, not a curated record